This is a messenger RNA of Alternaria postmessia, 2631 nucleotides long. RefSeq lists its product as uncharacterized. The transcript has a single exon. The record is from RefSeq and is a predicted model, not a curated record. Bases 1 to 2631 code for a protein of 876 amino acids. Gene Ontology annotation, molecular function: protein binding. Lineage: Eukaryota; Fungi; Ascomycota; Dothideomycetes; Pleosporales; Pleosporaceae.
AUGCCGCCGGCCCUGGACAGGCUCCUCGCCAGCCCGUCUGCUCUGCGACUCCUGUGCUCCAUCGUCAAUGCCCCCGAAUUCCCCGCAGCAUGUUCGAUAGCCACAAAUUGCUGCUCUUCAGUAGUAGCCCGCCGCAAUUACUCGUACCAGCCCAAGUCUCAGUCCAAGCUACAAUGGAGGCGAAUGGCAGAUGCCCGCAAGGAAGCAGAAGUCCGAGGCCAAGUGCGAGCAGCACUCGAGAAUGACGAUGCCAACGAUACCCCCGUACCGACCAUUGAUGUCUUUGACAACGACGUCAUACGUGUAGCAAGAGGAGACGACGAUCCCAGACAACUCGCUGUCGUGCUCGCAAGCGAAGAGAGACGGCAUGGGGCCAAGGGCGUCCGCAAUGUCUGGCGAAACAUUCGUCAUCGAGGGUACCGCCUGCCUACAGAAGACACCCCAGAUGCCGAAUUUCUAUGGGGGACUUUUGUCAGGAACCAUUUGCUCACAGGCAAAGCGAUCGAGCACGCUGAAGAGCUGCUCCAUGAGACAGGCAAAACAUACCCUCAUCUCUACCGUCUGGUCAUGAGCCACUGGCUUCCGAGGAGAGCACAGACAGCGUUGAGAUACCAUUACACGCUGCAGAGGAACCUGAAACCCCAGCGGCUUCCCUUACGGCAGUUGGCACAUUUGGGACGAUCGACUUUCAAGCACGCUGCAUACGAAGCCCUCAAGGAAAUAUACGAACACAGCAACGAGCGAGACCUCUACGACGAUGUGGUACCUGUCUUCAUCGAGAAGGGAGAUAUCACCGCCGCACGCCAAUGGCAUGCGCUUUGCACUCUUCGUAAUGAUAUGCCGUCAGAGUCUGUCGCGUUGCACCCUGUCGUUCGGCUGUUCAUCGUCGAGGCAUCAGCUGGUGAUGUCUACUUUGAGACAAAAGGAGCGACGAAGAAAUGGAAGCGGGAUCCAGCCAGGUACAACGAGACUCUUCUGCGACGCUUGGAAGGCCCCGACACCGCACCUGUUCGAUUCGAAGACUCGUUUGUCGCUCGUAUGUUCGCAACCCGCACUUUUCCAGCGGCCUCCAUUAUACAAGGGCUCUCUAUGGUGGGAGUGAACGAGAUUGGACCUCAGGCUGUCCUCACCAUGGCACUACAAACGCAGCAGGUCGAGGAGCUACCUAAGAGAUUUGAAGAGCUCCGGUCAGCAGGUAUUGCCUUACAGGGCUGCGUCUUCUCCCUAGCAUUGGAGAAAUUCGUAAUGGAGCAGAAAUGGCAGUUGGUGCGCAGUAUGUUGACAAGCGACCAGCAUCCAGAUGUCUUCGGCGACGCCAAAGUACAACGCAAGCUGCUCGGAUACUAUCUUGAUAACAACGACUAUGCCCAAGUUCAGCGCACGCUUGCCAUUCUGACGCUCUUCCACAAUGAUGCCAGCCAAGAGUCCUGGAACCUUCUCUUGCAGGCCUAUGUCAAACGUUCUGGGCCAACACAUAUCAUGGAAGUGCUCCAAGACAUGCGAGCACGUGGCAUUAUGUUGACAGCCGAAUCAAUCGUGGCCAUCCGUAGUCUACUACGCCGCCGGCAACCAGGACGCAAACCCGUCGGCAAUCGUUUCGACGACUUGCGUUUUGUCACACGAGUAUUUGUAAUGAUUCUCGAGAACGGUUUAGGUGUCGUUUCUCCGCUACAAUGGCGUGAGAUCAUCCGCAGAUAUGGCAUGACCGGCAGACUAAGAGAGCUUAGGCGAGUUCUCAUCUGGCUUCUCUGUUGGUAUGCGCCGAGGAGCAGUCAUCAAUUCAACCACUUGCCAAAGUCAUCAUUCUUGGAAUCGGCCACAGCAAAAUUGCGCGCUGCCCAUCCCGAGCGUGGCCACUGGUUUCACUUUCCAGCGAUGGUAACACAGAUCAACUCGUCGCAUCCUGUUCGUCAGCUAUUCCCUCCAUCCCUACAGCAAGGUCUUAUUGUAUGGGGCUUCAAAGCUGGGCUCCUGCCAAACGCUCAUCUAGAACAGUCCAUACUUCAGUCUGCGCUUGCUAAAAAACACUAUCGUCGUCGGUUACUUGAGCACGGGACUUUGCGUCAGUUGGAGUGGAGUAUAGGCUUGCGAAUUGUGGUGCUGCUACGGGAUCUUGGCGUCUUCGUUCACUACCACACAGUUCUCAAGGCCCUGCAAAUGCAGUUUGUCAACAUGUUUGGUCACGGCCGGUCGAACCGGAAAGAAAACAGGGUGAUGGAGAGAGCUAACACGCUUCCCUACGCUAGAUACGUCGAUGAGGUCAACAAGAUAUGGGGCAGUCCGCUAUUGAGAGAGCCUCAGCUUUUCAGCAAAGGUAUGGUGCAUGACCACAUGUGGCACCCACGCAUGAGGCGGACUACCAAACGCAGAGCCUCCGUCGGUCUUGGUGAGAUUCUGGGCUCAAAGUAUACGGAUCGCGGCAAUGAAGGGCGUAGCCCUACAGAGGAGGAUGAUGCCGCCGCUCUUGAACAGCUACAGAAGCACUUCGACGCGCAGGCUCAGGCCAUGGAAUCCGUAUCUGAACCACAACCUCAAUCUACGGUAAUUGGCGACGCGUUCAAUGCGGCAGCAGGGACGGGCGACAGAACCCUACACUCACCAAUAAUCAUGGAUGACGACCUCAAGGCAUAG